This is a messenger RNA of Lates calcarifer (barramundi perch), 3973 nucleotides long. It is a transcript of the gene vgll2b, whose product is annotated as vestigial-like family member 2b. Gene Ontology annotation, biological process: regulation of transcription by RNA polymerase II. The record is from RefSeq and is a predicted model, not a curated record. Lineage: Eukaryota; Metazoa; Chordata; Actinopteri; Centropomidae. The transcript is spliced from 4 exons. Bases 1938 to 2861 code for a protein of 307 amino acids. Gene Ontology annotation, cellular component: nucleus.
AUUAAAUAAAGAAAAGGUGUGUGUAUCACUAGGGAAGACAAGUGGGAGGGGGAGACAGAGAGAAAUUUAGUCAUGGCCAUUAAUACUAAUAGUGGCCUCUCUUCCCUUCCGUCAGCUGCAGCUGUUGAUCACGCUGGUGUAACAGUGAGCUUUCUAGCAUUGCAUCACUCUCUUUCUCCAUGACUCCAAUGCUGUCCUGCAGUACCCUGCAUUAUAGGGAUCUAGUGGCCCAUGUUGCGCACCAUGCACCAGAUUAAUGCCCCAGUAAUGUUAAAACUGAAAAGUGGAUUUACAAAUUAAAAUUUGUUCAUCAGUUUGUUUCAGAAACUGACACUCUGCUUGCCAAUGCUCUUCUGAGGCUAUAUGCAACAUAAUACUGUACAAUGCAUAGUAUCGUAUUGCACUGUUGUGGUGUAAAAUCAGUUUAUUAGAACAGUGAUGCAAGACUAGAGCUGACAAAGUGAGAACAUGUUGCAUGUCAUCUUUAUCCGCUGCUAUUUAAGAGUACGUUCAAUUCAUUAGCAUGCCAAUAACCUGCCACUAGUUAUUCAUACUAUGUGUGAUGUAUGUACAGUGAGACAUUGGUCAUGUUCUCCAUCUAGAGAACGCAGUACAGGGACGAUGUAACUUCCCGAGGAGCUCGUCCACUAGCAUACAUCAGAGACAUUCCACCUCAUCUGACACUCGUCCAUGGAAUUCUGCAAAUUUUCCACACUAUUCUCCCAAGCAUUCUGAAGUGCCUGUCAAAAAGACUGGCAUGCCCAAACACCAGGCACCUGUAAAUCCUCAAAAGAAGAGAAACUGGCUACACUUAAUGGAGAAUGUGUCUAACUUCUUGUUUCAGGUUUAAUGUUUUCAAGAUGUUUUUUAAAGUCUUUUUGUACAUGGAUGCAUGAAUGAAUGAAUUCUGUGCUCCUGUGGUGUUUGGUAUUGACACUGGGUAUGUUUGUGGUUGUGUGUGAAAAUAUCCUUUUGUUUGCACUGCUGAUAGGUGAUAAUUUGUCAUAGAUUUGUGCAGAGUCCCUUUCUCCUCUAUGUUGGUAUGACUAGUGUAUGCAACCUGUAGUUGACACCUAUGUGUCAUUCUGGGAACACACUAAAUACUUCAGAUGACUUGGAGGUUUACUUGGCAACCGAUGGCUGUUUUAAGACCAUGGAUACACUUUCAGCCUGGACUGAGCACAAAGUUUUCAAGUAUCUGCAGGACAUGGAAAGGAAUAAAAAAGUCACUGAAUCACAUGUAUCAUGUGCUCAUUGUCGUGUGGACGCUCAAUGUGGAGCUCAAUGACUUCAUCCAAAUCUAUUUGUGUGACUGGAUGACAUUCUAUUUAACCUUUAUUUUAUACCAGGAUUAAGAUGUUGUGGAGCCAUCAGUAGUCACAGGCUGUUCCCAGCUUUUCUGGAAAACAUUUUUGCCUGUAUUUAUGUUUAUAUGGAAAUUUCUUGAUCCUUGACUUUUACAUGAUUUACACCUACACUUGUCAUAUACUGCCAAUUUUUAGAAUGGUUUGCCAGUUUUAAAUAUCACAGGUAAUAAUGGGUUUACUUGCAUGCAAUCAGUAAUGUCUAGAUGUGAUUUGUGCAGUGGUGGUAGUGGGAGGGUUGGUGGUGAAUUGUGGGGCGGUGGGGGGGCUGGUAAAGGUGGGAGGGGUUGACACAGAGAUGUACAGGACAGGACACCCUCAUGCUUGCUCCAUAAACCUCACCACAUUUUGCUGCCGCAGCUGCUCGUGGCACACACAGGGGAGCAGAGAGGUGCGCUCUUUCCAUGGUGACUAUGUCGCGUCUGGCACGGGCUUUUUCACACUAAUCAGCGAUCGCCGAGGCAGUUUCUCUUCGGCAAAGGGAGAGGGGGAAAAAAAUCAAACGGAAUGUUGUCGCUCUCUCUCUCAGCAAGGUCGGUUUCCAGAGAACAGUGAAGACGCCGCUCAUUUACCAUGAGCUGUUUGGAUGUUAUGUACCCAGCCUAUGGACAUUACGCACCGUACGCACCGACUGCUCCUGCUUUUAUCAAUAGCUUACAGGCUCCCACAGGUCUGAGCAACACUUCUCCUCACUGCCGGGAUUUUAUGGACACUCCCAGGGGUCCCGAGGGGAUGUCUGGGGGCCCAGGCACCGGAGGAUCAACUUCCUCCUCGUCUUCAUCCAGCUCUUCGUCUUCCUCCUACACACCUGCAGCUUCAAGGCCAGAGGAGGGCCCCAAGGAGAAGCAGGAGGCCCCCGAGGCUGAGUACCUCACUUCUCGCUGUGUCCUCUUCACCUACUACCAGGGGGACAUCAGCAGUGUGGUGGACGAACACUUCUCCCGGGCCCUCAGCUCCUACAUGGAUGGAGAGGGCAAACGGAGGGCGCCAGACCAACAGGGCACAGAUACCCCUUCGCCUAGCAGCCGACGAAGCUUCCCCCCAUCCUUCUGGGACAGUAACUACUCCUCGCCACAAAGCCGCUCCCACUGUGAGACGGGGGCACCCUCCUAUUCCAUGGACCCAUAUGCGUCAGGGCUGCACCCGGGCCUGGCUCACCCACACCCUCACCCUCACCCGCACGCUCAUCCUCACUCCCACCCUCACCCUCCAGAGAGUUGGGGAUACCCCCAGGCCCAGGCCUACGGCCCUCCGAGGCCUCUCCAUGAACUGUAUUCACCCUCAGCUUUGGAGCCUCACUACGGGCCCCUGCUGAUGCCCACGGUGAGGCCACCUCACCUCCCUGCCUUGCCGAGCCACUAUGAGGUGAGCAAGCUGGAACCCACUGCGUCCUGGCCCAGUCUGCUUCCCCCAGGAGAUGUCAGCCAGACUCUGGCACUCAACAUGGAUGCAGGCCUCCAGCAGCACAAGAAAGGCAAGGAGCUGUACUGGUUCUAACGAGCCCUCCAGUCACAUUGACCAGCCAUUACCAGAUCCAAUUAGUCCCUGGACCUGCUCUGCUAUUGAAGCAGCGUGUCCCUUUAUCCCCCCCCCCCCCCCACAACACUCCCCUCCUACACACACACACACACAGACACACACACACACACACAACAUCCUCAUCCAUCUACCCCCUUCUCUCCACUCCUGGCCUCCCCUGCCAGUAUACAGCCUUGCUCCAGGUCGACGUGUGUGCACCAUGGAGAUAAAGUGGAGAGAGGGAGAGAGAGAAAGAGGGAGAGAGACUGUCCAUAAUCGGGUUCCGGUCGCUCUCUCCUCCGCUCCCUCUCCUGUCGCUGCCGGUGCAGCACAGACCUUGGCAAGGUGUGAGCCACAGUGACCUGUUUGGACUGAGAAAGACAGGAUCACAACAGACUUUUGCAGAGGAUGGAGAGAAAGAGGGAUGAAUGGAGGGACAGAGGGAUAAAUAGCGGCGAGCAGGGAUUCCCUCCAACGUCCCUGGUUAUCUCUGUCUCAUGCUCUUUGCUGGUACAGUGGUUGUCAUCAUCCACUUAUCUGCAUUUCACAAAUGCAACAUACGGCAACAAACAGGAGCAGCAAUUAUGGCGGUUUAUGCUUUGUGACUGUCAUCAUGAUGCCUUUUUUUGGUUAUAUUAUAUAAUUUUGCUCUCUGAAAUAAAGUGUUUCUAUUUAUUGGUGUUUAUGUGCAUUUCUAAAAUGUUUGGUUAGGCCAGUGUUCUGAAAUUAUUGUGAUUCAAUUUAUUGUGUUUUCUAAAGACAGAGGUGAUGGAGAUGACCAUACCAUGUGUUGUUGAUGGAGUUUCUCAUCUAUCUACGGAGGAAUGUUUUGCGGAGAAUAAAGAUCGUUUCUCAGAAAAACAUAUCAGAUAAAUUGGUUCAGGUAAACGACAAGUUGUUUGCACUGAACAGACUCACAGAUUGUGUCCUUUAAAUUUGAUGAUGUUGUUCCAUUUUAGCUCUUUAUUCUUCUGUCAUUCUUAGAUCUUUUGAAUGUGGAAUUUCUAAAUAUUUUUGGGAUGUUUUUUUGUGUGUCAUUUCUCAUUUUUGUGUCCAAGAAGAUUGUGAUGUCAAUAAAUAUUUUUAUGGUA